UCAGCAUUUUGGGGAUUGACUAUUGGAGCUUUAUUCGUACUGCAAAAAGUUGGUUCGCGUGUAAGGUAUCCGUUUGUUUAUACCCUCUCAAUGACGAUUUCGUUUAAUAACUCCUCGAUCUUUUGGAACCCUAGAGUCUUGAAUUAGCACUUCUCUACGUUACUGUUUACCAUGCCGGUGAAGGGAGGUAAAGCAGAACAACCUCCCAUUGUGGUCGACCUUGAGAGCAGCGACGAUGAUUAUGAUGUUAGCAGAGGAGAAGGGAGGAGUAGAAACCUACCUGCUACUAAUGAGCUUGCAACGCAUACUAGAAAUGCAAGUAAUGCGACUAUUGCAACUUUACCGACGACAUCAGGUGGUCAAUUACCUGAUUCCAGGAGUUUCUGGCAAGCUGGGAACUACGAGAUGGGCCAUUCAAAUUUUAGGCCAAUGAAUGCAGGCGAACUGGAACAUGCACGUGUUCAUCCCAAAUUUCUGCACACCAAUGCAACUUCACACAAAUGGGCAUUUGGAGCUAUUGCUGAGAUCUUGGAUAAUGCAGUAGACGAGAUCUGCAACGGUGCAACUUUUGUGAAGAUUGAUAGGACUUAUAGUCCAAGAGAUCAUUCUCCUACAUUAGUAUUCCAUGAUGAUGGGGGUGGGAUGGACCCUGAAGGCCUUAGGAAAUGCAUGAGUCUGGGCUACUCUUCCAAGACAACAGACAAAACAAUUGGACAAUAUGGUAAUGGAUUCAAGACAAGUACGAUACGACUAGGUGCUGAUGUAGUUGUUUUCACUCGUGCCACUAUGUCGGGCCAAACAACUCAAAGCGUUGGUCUUCUUUCAUAUAAUUUUCUACGGAAAACUGGGCAGGAUGACAUCAUAGUUCCUAUGAUUGACUUUGACAUCUCUCAUCAUUGGGCCGAACCAAAACUUUAUAGCUCCUAUGAUGACUGGUCUGCUAACUUGAAAACCAUCCUUGAAUGGUCACCUUUCCAAUCAAAGGAUGAGAUUAUGCAACAGUUUGAAGAUAUUGGAAAUCAUGGAACAAAAGUCAUCAUUUACAAUCUAUGGCACAAUGACGAGGGGAUAUAUGAGUUAAAUUUUGAUGAUGACGAUGAGGACGUAAAGUUGAGAGAUGAAGCCAAUCGUGGCAUGCCGAAGUUGAAGAAGAAAGAAGCUCAGCUACAAUCAAAUAUAUCCUAUUGCAUUCGAUUUUCAUUACGGGCAUAUAUAUCCAUUUUAUACCUCAAAAAGUUCACAAACUUCCAGAUUAUACUGCGGGGAAAACCAGUUGAGCAGGUUAACCUUGCAGAUGAGUUAAGGUAUUCUAAAGUGGUUACAUAUAGACCACAACUUGGUACAACAAUGAAGGAGGUUAUGGUGGUAACAACCGUUGGGUUCAUUAAAGAAGCUCCUUCUAUACCAGUCAGUGGAUUCAAUGUGUACAAUAAAAACCGCCUAAUAAAACCCUUCUGGCAAGUGCUAACUUCUUGUGGUUCAGAAGGAAAUGGUGUCAUUGGAAUUCUUGAAGCUAAUUUUAUACAUCCAGCUCAUGAUAAGCAAGAUUUUGAAAGGUCAACUGCAGUCAUUCGUCUGCAAACAAAGCUUAGGCAGAUUCAAUCAGAAUACUGGAAAAACUACUGUCAUUUAGUAGGAUUCCAACCUGUGAAAUCUACAAUACGGAAGGCACUGAAGAGCUCUGAGGCUCAGUCACCUCAGGGUCACAUAUCUAGUACUACUGAAAGAAAUAUCCAAAAUGGCCAACUUGCUGCAUUUCCCCCUAAUGCACUAGGGAUGCUUGAUGGUAAUUCUGUUGUUGAUCUUGAAGCUACUCCAAGGAAGAAUCUAGGUUCUGUACAAACUGUAAGCAAAUAUGACAGAUCGCAUGAUGUGUAUCAGUCAGGUGGAAAUGCAUCUGUGCAUGAUGUGUAUCAGUCAGGUGGAAAUGCAUCUGAGUCCAAUCAAGGAGUUGCAUCUGUAAAUAAGUCAAGCUCCAAAUCCAUCGACCAGUUAUGUAAGGAGAAUAUUCAGUUAUUCCAGAGGUGUGAGAUUCACAGAGAGAAGGAGAAGGAGCUUACAGCAUUGGUAGAAGAGUACGAGAAGAAGUUGGUCGAAACCAGAAGGAAAUCUGCUCAAUUAUCUGCAUACUUAUUAAGCCGAAAAAAGCAAGUAAAGGUGUGUGAUUAAGUUGAGGAGGAGGUAAAGAAAGAAAAAGCUUCAAUAUCCAAAAGAUGGCAAAGUAGUCAUAUUUUUUUGUAUCUACUACCCCAUAUGAUCAAUCUGUACUUAUAAAUACUACCAGAAUGAAGCUGAUUAUUAAUUAGCUAGAUUUUCUUUGACAUUGGGAAGAGAUAUAGAUUGGCCUAAACAUAAAACUUGCAAUCUCAUUCCUACUUGUUGUUUACAAAUGGAUGGUUACUGACUAUACACUCUUGUUGAUCUAACAA
Molecule: messenger RNA, 2429 nt
Organism: Impatiens glandulifera
Lineage: Eukaryota; Viridiplantae; Streptophyta; Magnoliopsida; Ericales; Balsaminaceae
Product: protein MICRORCHIDIA 2-like
Exons: 18
Coding region: 172-2169 (665 amino acids)
Cellular component (GO): nucleus
Molecular function (GO): ATP hydrolysis activity
Source: RefSeq, a predicted model, not a curated record